GUUAUACGGGGUGGUCUAAGCGCCUUUCACACGGGCCAACUUCCUUUCGCUCCGACAUCUUGACAAGGCAACAUGCCUCCCAAGCAAGACAAGAAAAAGGAUGCUGGGAAGUCCAAGAAGGACAAGGACCCAGUCAACAAAUCUGGAGGCAAAGCCAAGAAGAAGAAGUGGUCCAAGGGAAAGGUUAGGGACAAGCUGAACAACCUGGUCCUCUUUGACAAGGCCACCUAUGAAAAACUGUACAAGGAAGUGCCCAACUACAAGCUCAUCACACCCGCUGUCGUGUCUGAGAGGCUGAAGAUCCGUGGCUCGCUGGCUAGGAAUGCCCUGCAGGAACUGCUUGCUAAAGGCAUGAUCAAGCUGGUGUCUAAGCACAGAGCACAGCUCAUCUAUACACGUAACACCAAGGGAGGAGAUGAGGAGGUGGCAGCAGAGAAAGCAUAAUCAGGUUCUCUGGUUUGUUUCCUUUGGUAUGCUGUUUGUAAUGAACGUAAAUAAAAUGUGAAAACACAAA
Entelurus aequoreus (snake pipefish) is the source of this 514-nucleotide messenger RNA. RefSeq names its product ribosomal protein S25 (gene rps25). The coding region runs from base 73 to 444 and encodes 123 amino acids. The record is from RefSeq and is a predicted model, not a curated record. Gene Ontology annotation, cellular component: cytosolic small ribosomal subunit. Lineage: Eukaryota; Metazoa; Chordata; Actinopteri; Syngnathiformes; Syngnathidae. Gene Ontology annotation, molecular function: structural constituent of ribosome. The transcript is spliced from 5 exons.